AGCCACAUCAAUUCCGACCAGUCCUCGGUCAACGAGUGGAACGCCAUGCAGGAUGUCCAGUCCCACCGCCCGGAUUCCCCAGUCCUCUUUACGGACGUCCCCACGGAGCGCGAGCGGACGGAGCGUCUGAUCAAGACCAAACUGAGGGAGAUUAUGAUGCAGAAGGAUCUGGAGAACAUCACGUCCAAGGAGAUCCGCACAGAACUGGAAAUGCAGAUGGCGUGCAACCUGCGAGAAUUUAAGGAAUUCAUCGAUAACGAGAUGAUCAUCAUCCUGGGCCAGAUGGACAGCCCCACGCAGAUCUUCGACCACGUCUUUCUGGGUUCGGAGUGGAACGCCUCCAAUCUGGAAGACUUGCAGACAAGAGGGGUGCGGUAUAUUCUGAACGUCACUCGUGAGAUCGACAAUUUCUUCCCGGGAGUUUUUGAAUACCACAAUAUCCGAGUUUACGACGAAGAGGCGACGGAUUUGCUGGCUUACUGGAACGACACCUACAAAUUCAUCUCCAAAGCGAAGAAGCACGGCUCCAAGUGCCUGGUCCACUGCAAGAUGGGCGUCAGCCGCUCGGCGUCCACCGUCAUCGCCUACGCUAUGAAGGAGUACGGCUGGAACCUCGACCGGGCCUACGAGUACGUCAAGGAGCGUCGUAGCGUCACCAAGCCCAACCCCAGCUUCAUGCGCCAGCUGGAGGAGUACCAGGGCAUCCUCCUGGCCAGGUGGGUCCGGGCUAUGACCCAGAGGGGG
This is a messenger RNA of Protobothrops mucrosquamatus (brown spotted pit viper), 744 nucleotides long. RefSeq names its product protein phosphatase Slingshot homolog 2-like. The record is from RefSeq and is a predicted model, not a curated record. The transcript has 6 exons. Gene Ontology annotation, cellular component: cytoplasm. Gene Ontology annotation, molecular function: protein tyrosine/serine/threonine phosphatase activity; actin binding. Gene Ontology annotation, biological process: protein dephosphorylation; negative regulation of actin filament polymerization; actin cytoskeleton organization. NCBI's taxonomy places the organism in Eukaryota, Metazoa, Chordata, Lepidosauria, Squamata, Viperidae. The annotation marks the transcript as partial.